UUCAAAAAUAUUAUAAUUUUUUCUAUAUUUAUAAGCUAGCAUUCAAGAGUAAUACAACUCUAAUUCUACUUCUAUCCACCAACCUCGUACAAAACACAACACCAUCUAGCUACAAUGGAUUUAGAUUUAAGCAGUUUAAUAAACGCCACAACAAUUGCACUCCUAAUUUCUCUAAUUCCCCUAUGUUUAUUUCUAUUUGGACUCUCAAAAUUUUCUCACAGCAAAAACAAAGAAGCACCCAUAGCUAAAGGUGCAUGGCCAAUACUUGGUCACCUCCCAAUUUUUAGUGGCAAACAACCACCCCACAGAGUUUUAGGUCCAUUAGCUGAUAAAUAUGGACCAAUAUUCACUAUCAAGCUUGGUUCUAAACAUGCUUUAAUACUUAACAAUUGGGAAAUUGCCAAGGAAUGUUUCACUACACACGACAUGGUUGUUUCGUCUCGUCCCAAGCUCAUUUCAACCGAACACUUAGCCUAUGGAGGAGCCGUAUUUGGCUUUGGACCUUAUGGUCCUUAUUGGCGUGAACUUCGCAAAAUUGUAACCUUAGAGAUCCUCACCAAUCGUCGAAUUAUUCAACAACAACAUGUUCGUGUUUCUGAAGUUCAAACAUCAAUUAAAGAGCUCUUCGAUGUUUGGUAUAGCAAAAAGAAAGAGUCAUAUCCGUCAAACUAUAUGUUGGUGGAUUUGAAGCAAUGGUUUACACACCUAACAUUUAAUAUGGUUCUUCGAAUGGCUGUUGGGAAGAGAUAUUUCGGUGCAAAAACUAUUGUUGAAGAAGCUCAAAGAAGUGUGAAAGCUUUGAAGGAGAUUAUGCGUUUGUUCGGGGUAAUCACGGUGGGAGAUGUUAUUCCUUGUUUAAAAUGGUUUGAUUUUGGUGGUCAUAUGAAGGCCAUGGAUGAAACUUCUACGGAAAUGGACGAAAUUUUAGGUGAGUGGUUGAAGGAGCAUCGCCAUAAAAGGACUUUGACUGAAAAGGCUGAUGAUCAAGAUCAAGACAUCAUGGAUGUGUUAAUUUCAUUGCUUGAUGGAAAAACCAUGGAAGGGUUUGAUUGUGAUACCAUAAUCAAAGCAACAAUAUUGACAUUAUUUAUCGGAGGAAGUGACACAAGUAGUGUUACUCUUACAUGGGCAAUAUGUUUACUAUUGAAAAAUCCUCUUGUAUUGAAAAAAGCAAAAGAAGAACUUGACACUCACGUUGGCAAAGAAAGGCUUGUAAACGAGUCGGAUAUUGGUAAGUUGGUAUACCUUCAAGCUAUAGUAAAAGAAACCCUAAGAUUGCAUCCACCAGGUCCUCUCGCCGCACCUCGUGAAUUCUCAGAGAAUUGCACUAUUGGUGGUUACCAUGUUAGAAAAGGAACUCGGUUAAUGCUAAAUCUUUGGAAGAUUCAAACUGAUCCUAGUGUUUGGUCAGAUCCAUUAGAGUUCAAACCAGAAAGGUUUCUUACCACUCAUAAAGUUGUUGAUGUUAGAGGUAAUCAUUUUGAACUACUACCAUUUGGAAGUGGUAGAAGGAAGUGUCCUGCAAUAUCUUUUGGACUUCAAAUUGUGCAUUUCACUCUAGCAAGUUUUUUGCAUUCCUUUGAUAUCUUAAAUCCAACACCCGGACUUGUUGAUAUGACUGAAGAAUUUGGAUUAGCAAACACCAAAGCUACUCCACUUGAGAUUCUCAUUAAACCACACCUGUCUCUCAAUUGUUAUGAAAUGUUGUGAUUAUUGUUAGAAAAUAUUUGUUAAACACCUCAGAGGUGUAUAUACACUUUGAGAGAGAUACAGAUAUAAGAAAAAAAAAUGAUGUGAUAAAUGUAAUAGGUUGAUGAUAUGAUAGAAAAAAGAUAUAGAGAAAAUGAUGUGUUGAAUGAGUAUAUCAAAAUUUAGGGAGUCUCUGAAUGUCAUUGUUGGUCUUUCUAUAAUUCUUGGUCUAUUGUCAAUUAUCAAACUAUUUAUCCUAUGUAAUGUAUUGUGUGGGUGUUUGUUUAUUAAUUUGAUAUUUGAUAGAGAGAA
Messenger RNA from Medicago truncatula (barrel medic), 2001 nucleotides. RefSeq names its product cytochrome P450 82A3. NCBI's taxonomy places the organism in Eukaryota, Viridiplantae, Streptophyta, Magnoliopsida, Fabales, Fabaceae. The record is from RefSeq and is a predicted model, not a curated record. Bases 115 to 1710 code for a protein of 531 amino acids. The transcript is spliced from 2 exons. Gene Ontology annotation, molecular function: heme binding; oxidoreductase activity, acting on paired donors, with incorporation or reduction of molecular oxygen; monooxygenase activity.